Molecule: messenger RNA, 1209 nt
Organism: Sapajus apella (tufted capuchin)
Lineage: Eukaryota; Metazoa; Chordata; Mammalia; Primates; Cebidae
Gene: DERL3
Product: derlin 3
Exons: 7
Coding region: 126-827 (233 amino acids)
Biological process (GO): endoplasmic reticulum unfolded protein response
Cellular component (GO): Hrd1p ubiquitin ligase ERAD-L complex; endoplasmic reticulum membrane
Molecular function (GO): ubiquitin-specific protease binding; misfolded protein binding
Source: RefSeq, a predicted model, not a curated record
GCUCAAGGUCUCUCUUUUCAGACUGGGGCGCGCAGCGUCUUGGACGCGGAUUGGCCGAAGGCGGGGCCGGGAGGCGGGUUAAAGAGCGGGUUGCCGGCCAGACCACGCGUGCUUGAGAAGGUUCAAUGGCGUGGCAGGGACUGGCGGCCGAGUUCCUGCAGGUGCCGGCGGUGACGCGGGCCUACACUGCAGCCUGCGUCCUCACCACCGCUGCGGUGCAACUGGAGCUCCUCAGCCCCUUCCAGCUCUACUUCAACCCGCACCUCGUGUUUCGGAAGUUCCAGGUCUGGAGGCUUGUGACCAACUUCCUCUUCUUCGGGCCCCUGGGAUUCAGCUUCUUCUUCAACAUGCUCUUCGUGUUUCACUACUGUCGCAUGCUGGAAGAGGGCUCCUUCCGCGGCCGCACGGCCGACUUCGUCUUCAUGUUUCUCUUCGGAGGGGUCCUUAUGACGCUGCUGGGACUCCUGGGCAGUCUGUUCUUCCUGGGCCAGGCCCUUGUCGCCAUGCUGGUGUACGUGUGGAGCCGCCGCAGCCCUCGGGUGAGGGUCAACUUCUUCGGCCUGGUCACUUUCCAGGCACCGUUCCUGCCUUGGGCGCUCAUGGGCUUCUCGCUGUUGCUGGGCAACUCCAUCCUCGUGGACCUGCUGGGGAUUGCCGUGGGCCACAUCUACUACUUCCUGGAGGAUGUCUUCCCCAACCAGCCUGGAGGCAAGCGGCUCCUGCUGACCCCUGGUUUCCUUGACGAAGAACCCCAAUCCCUAAUCGGAGCUCUGUCUCUGCCCCACAUGGGGCCCUACCCCACUUCCAGGGAGCACAGCAGUCUCUGACCCUAGCUCUGCCCUGGCAGCAAGGGUCCUGCCAACAGCUGAGGGUGGCCUGUGCUGGGGUCUGUGCCCAUUCUCUUCAGUAAGGCUGGGGCUGCGAGCCAGUUUGCUGCCCUCCUAGAUCUUAUGUCCAUUUUAAAGAAUGGGGACACCUCCAUAUUACAGAUGAGAACAUGGGGGACACGAACUCCUUGGAGACAGAGCUGGGAAGGGGCCCCGGGCUGUGUCUCCUCCCUGCACCAUGUCAACCCCCAAGAGCUGGCACCAGGCCACGGCGCCUGCUGGGGUGGGGAAAGGGCCCCAGUCAACCUUGCUAUGGGCACCACUGGAGCUGGAACAGCCCUCCUGCACCCAGGCUGGCGACAGCCCAGCAGCGCCCACACAG